Molecule: messenger RNA, 4470 nt
Organism: Danio aesculapii
Lineage: Eukaryota; Metazoa; Chordata; Actinopteri; Cypriniformes; Danionidae
Gene: slc31a1
Product: solute carrier family 31 member 1
Exons: 5
Coding region: 165-731 (188 amino acids)
Biological process (GO): copper ion transmembrane transport
Cellular component (GO): membrane
Molecular function (GO): copper ion transmembrane transporter activity
Source: RefSeq, a predicted model, not a curated record
ACUUCGCUGGGUCGGAGCAUCUCGGCGCUGGUCUGUAGGAACAGUGCAAAGAUUGAGUUCAUUUACUAUUUUCCCAAAACUGAUGACUUUCAGUUGAUAUUAAAACACUAAAGGAACCGGUGGACGCGCUCGUCUCCUGCUGUUAAGCAUCUCUGUACAGUAAGAUGGAUAUGUCACAUUCACAUCACCAUGUCGAGGACACAACCAUGCCGUCUUCUAUCUCAGACGAUCAUGGGGGUCAUUUAACGACCACUGGCAAUGGCCACGGAGAUCACAUGAUGAUGAUGCAAAUGACCUUCUACUUCGGCUACAAAAAUGUGGAGCUGCUUUUUGCUGGGCUGGUCAUCAACACACCAGGAGAGAUGGCCGGCGCAUGCAUUGGCGUGUUCUUGUUGGCUGUGUUGUACGAGGGUCUGAAGAUUGGUCGGGAGGUCCUGUUGAGAAGGAAUCAAGUGAACGUGCGCUACAACUCCAUGCCCGUCCCAGGAUCUGAUGGCACCGUACUCAUGGAGACACACAAAACAGUCGGCCAGCGAAUGCUUAGUAUGGCCCACUUCUUACAGACGCUUCUUCACAUCAUCCAAGUGGUGGUCAGUUACUUCCUCAUGCUGGUGUUCAUGACGUACAACGGUUACCUUUGCAUCGCGGUGGCGGCUGGAGCAGGCCUUGGCUACUUUCUGUUCAGCUGGAAGAAGGCAGUAGUGGUGGAUAUUACAGAACACUGUCAUUAACCUCUCGUGUAUAACCUCAAAAAGAAAAAAAAAUGCCCACUGUACAAUCCCAACAUGCAUCACAGCAAGUGUAGAGCCACCAUAUGAUUUCAUUCAUCUUGGUAAAUAUUUGCCAAGUAGCAAUUUUAAGAUUUAUUUUGAUUGGUUUACACAAGUUAGCACCAUAUCUCAUUUCCUGACGGUGUUUUGGUCAUUUAAUUUAGGAAAAUAUGAGUGAGGUCAUAUUUGUGAAGCUUUGUCUAUUGUUAAUAGUGUAGUAGUGUAUAUUAAACACAGCUAACACAGAACUGAACAUUGCUUAGUGACACAAAUUAAGAUGAUACAUUUUUGACCAAUCAUGACAAUUAAACUCAAAAUUUCACCAAAUACCAAUUCAAACUCUAGUCAUUUUAAUAUGAAUCCAUGCAACCGUUAUUUUCGCAAAGUGCACAAUUAUCGCGCCAAUUAACAAGGUUUCCAAAUUUACCACAUUAAGUUUGUGUAAAAUUCCAAACCAUGAAAAUUUUGAUUUCAUCACAUUUAUUACCGUUUACUGAAUUUUCACACCAUCAUCAGUUUUGCACAAAUGUUAAAGAUUUCUCUACUCAUUUAUCGCAACGAUUUACGAGGUUUCCAAAUUAAUUGAUAACAAAAUUCUCAUGACGUUCGAGAAAACUAAAAAGCUCGUGUUUGGAAAAGACGUCACAUUUAUCAAUAUUCAUUGAAUUUGUACUGACAAACUCUAGCCGUUUUAAUGUACGCCAUCAUCAGUUUUGUACAAAUGCGAAAGAUUUCUCUACUCCUUUAGCUCAACAAUUUACGAGGUUUCCAAAUAAACUGAUAACUGAAUUCCCGUUUUUACAUUUGUGAAAAUUAAAAAGCUCAAAUUUGGAAAAGACGUCACAUUUAUCAACGUUCACUCAAGUUUUAUAGACAAACUCUAGACAUAUUAAUGUACGCAAUCAGCAUUUGUGUGCAAAUGCGAAAGAUUUUCCAACACAUUUUUGUAAACGUUUCCAAGUUUCAAAAGAAAGUAGAUUGGAUUCCUGUAAGUUUCCCAGUUCUAAAAAUUUCAAUAAAAUUAAUUUGUGAAAGAUUUCACUUAAUUUUCGGAGACAAACUCAUUUUAAUGGGAAUCCACACAAUUUUGCAAAGUGCUAACGAUUUCCCUUAACUUUUAUUGCAAGUGGGUCAGUUAACUGUUGCGUCAGUUGACAAGGUUUCCAAAAUAAAUAAUUAGAAGGUAAUUGGAUUUGAGUGAAAUUUCAACAAAUCACAUUAGGGUUAGGUUUAUUUACCAUUCGCCAAAUUUUCACGCCAUCAUCAGUUUUGCACAAAUGCGAAAGAUUUCGCUACAAAUUUAUCGCAACGAUUUACGAGGUUUCCAAAUUAACUGAUAAUUACAUUUUCAUGACAUUCGUAAAAAUGAAGAGCCUCAAAUGACAAGACACCUAUCACUAGUCAUUGAAUUAACAAUGACAAACACUACCCGUUUUAAUGUACGUGAUCAGCAUUUCUGCGCAAAUGUGAAAGAUUUUUCAACCCAUUAUUGUAACCGUUUCCAAAAUGCAAAAGAAAGUAGAAUAGAUUCCCAGAAAUUUUCCCAGUCUUAAAAAAUUCAAUCCAAUUCAUUUGUGAAAGAUUUCACUUAAUUUUCGCAGAAAAACUCAUUUUUAUGGGAAUCUACAAUUUCGCAAAGUGCUAAUGAUUUCCCAGUACAUUUAUUGCAACAAUUUACAAGGUAAAUGGCAAACUAUUAUGUUUAUUGGACUCUUGAUAAAUUCCCAAUUUUGAAAAUUUAGGUGCCAAUAUUGGCUGAAUUUCCAAUGAAUUCCGCUGAAUUUUCAGACAAACUUUCGCAAUCAAUUUUAGGCAAAUGCAGUUGCAUUUUUUUAACAUUUUCCUGCUGCAAAUUAGCCAAAAGAAAGUAGAUAAAAUUACUGUAAUUUUUCCAGUCUUGAAAAUUUUCAAUCCAAUUAAUUUGAGAAAGAUUUCACUUUUCAAGGAUUUCAGUUUUUUGCAGACAAACUCCUUUUAAUAGGAAUCCACACACUUUCGCAAAGUGCUAAUGAUUUCCCUUAACAUUUGUGAAAAUUUAGUCUUUUUAAAAAAAAGUUUGGUUUAUUGAACUCAUGUGAAAUUCCCAAUUUUGAAAAUUUAAAUAAAAAAUAUUAAGAAGAGUGAAUUUACUCAAUUUUCAAAGUUUUCUUAAAGUCAUAUUUAAAUUCACAAUCACCAAUUUUGAGCAAAUGCGAUUACAUUUUUGUAACAUUUUCAAGUUGCAAAUUGGCACAUAGAUUGUAGAUUGGAUUUCUGUAAUUUCCCAGUCUUGAAAAUUUCAAUCCAAUACAUUUGUGACGUAUUUACAUUGCAAACUGAAUUCUCAAGGACAAACUCAGUUUUUCGUAACUCUAAUUUUCGUAACAAUUGUCGGGCGAUUUGGUAAAAAGAACAAACAAGCUGCGCAGUCUUCAUCUCUACACUUCAGCCUGCCAGAUUUAAAACAUUAACAUCAUAAUCGUCACCUUAUCAGUCUACCUCCAGAUGGUACCAAGAGUCACGAGUGACCCUGUUCACUAUAAUCACAUCUGUUCUGCACAUCUCAUGGAUUAUUAUGUUUAUGAAGGUGCUUUUGGGUGCAACAGAGCCUUACUAAAACCCUUUGCCUUAAACAAGGGUACUGACACCCAGGAGGCCGACUCUGUAGACUCUAAAAGCCAAACUGGAUCUGCUGGACCCAGUAAACAAGCACUAGCGGUGGGAAGGUGUUUAAUUAAAUUUUUUUUUUGAGGUUGUUAUGGCCAAGUGUUUCAAAUCAAUGAAACGACAGUUAAUAAUCAGUGACCAUUGUUUAGACGUAAACACUGGACUGAAUGAUGUUUGCACAAGAAAGAGAGGUUUUGGGACUCUGUUUGCAGAGUUUGAAGUCGAACUUUGCUCCCGUUGGAGUGAUUUUAAAUAAAUAUUGAGAGGGUUGGCGAAAAAUAAAUUAUAUCUGAUGCCAGUGUCACCGAUUUCUUUUUAUAAUUUAUAUUUGUAACACUCUAGUAUGACUGUGUGUGAUAUCAAUGUGUUCUGGCAAUCUUUAUGUAGAUCCUUUUACGUUAUGACAUCUUUUAAAUGAGAAAUCGUGGUGCGUUUGCGAUGUCGGGUAAAUGAUGAGCUGUUUGGAACAUUAAGGUCAUCGGUCUGAUUGUUACUGGGUAGCAGAAUGUGAAUUUUAUGUUCAAUAUAUGCUCCUUUGUUGAAAGGGGUGCGCCUUUUACAUUCAUGACCCAAUUGAAGUGCCCAAAGAGUGUCUGAAUUGCUUGUGAAAACAAAAGCAGAGGCUUUCUUACAGAGAAAAUCACAUAUUUUAAACCAGUUAACAGGUUGGUUUUAGUAGAAAGCCUAUUUAAAAUACUUUUUCUUUAUUUUUUUAGUUACAAGCAGAACAAAGACGUGUGUAAUGUCAGAGGUAAAUAUUCACAUCAUGUUUUUGUAGCAGGUGCCACUUUAUAGAACUGUAUUUGAGGAUCGGUUUUACAUUGCGAGGCUUAUUCGUGUUGCAGAUUGCUUUCGAUAUCAGAAUGAGUUUGUGCUGUUUUAUGUGUGGGAAAAACGCUUGCCCUUGCGUUGAAGGACUGAACCUCAUUUCCAGUGUUGUGGCCGUGUUAACAUUUCUUAGUCUGUUUACAGUUCAGUCACGUCUGUAAUGUCCGACAUGUAAACCGUACUGUAAUCGUAAAAGAAAAUUAUAAAUAAAUGUUAUAUGAUUUCA